AACACACAAGCUGGUCUGGUUUCUGAAGCAGAGAAGAAAAUCUGAAACAGCGCGAAAACAAGAGUUAGAAUCGAUGGAGCGCUACAGACUGAACCCGAACUUCAAUGGAGCUGCCACUGCUCCUCAAAAACCCAAUCUUUUCCUCAAUCCCACUUCUCAAAUCUCCCUUCCCCCAAAACCCCACCUCCAAGACCCCCCCAUCUCCCCUUACCUUCAACCCCAGCGACCAAACACCGCUGCCGGCGAUCGCCUCCGCCACACUGCUGAUGACUCUGAGCUCAGUAUCUUCAACGCCGAGCGUUAUUUUAACGAAGGGCAAGAUUCCAACGAAACAUCUAAAAAGCUCACUCCAAUCGCCGAAAGGCGCGACCUUUCUCCUAAAAGCUCACUCGACGGUUUCAGCCGAAAUUCCAGAAGCCGCUCUUUUCACACGACGCCCACUGCCUCGUCGGAAGCCAGCUGGAAUAGCCAAGCAGGUCUUCUGAAAAACCCACCAGGCUCGCUUUCCGUCACCGUUAAAGGCUUCCCUGUUGCAGAACAGAGGAAAGGCUCUGCUUCGCCCGGCCGACGGCUUUUCCGCCGGAGCUGUCCUUGUGCAGGCAAGAAGUCCGUCGACGUUGAGGAGAGCUACUCAGACCCCAAAAGCCCCGUUCGGUCUAGCUUCGAAUCCACUGCUAAAAAUCAGAACUUGAUCAAAGCAGAGCAAGAAGUGGAGAAGGCCACAAAGGUGAAGGUUUUCCCUGGAAUCUCGCCAAAAGAAAACGAUGCAUUUCGAUUCUCUCCGGAAAUCUCUCGCCGGACUGUGAACUCUGGCGGGUUCUCCUUCCCCAUUCUUGCUUCACCCAAGAAGGAAGCCGUGGAAGACCCCGCAAGAGAUUCACUAGAAGUCUUUCAACCGCCCAUCGACGGAACGUCAUCUCCUGUGCUGAGAAAAUCUACGGAUUUUCAAAAAAAUUCUGAUCGCCGGAGUUUUAACAUCCCGGGGAGUCCCAAGCUGCGGUCGCCUGUCGACGAUGACCUCGCUAGCGAUGCAAGUUCGGAUCUUUUUGAAAUAGAGAGUCUUUCAACUCAGAUAACUAGCCGCCGGAGUUACUCCAUCGACGAGCUUCCUUCGCUGGCGUUCGAACCGAAGAAGAUUGCCGGGAAUUUGCCGCUCCAGCGAAGCAUAGAAGAGGAGUGCUACCCGCCCAGUGAGGUGAGCGUGUCGUGGAGUGUGACGACGGCAGAGGGUUUCGACCGUGCAAGCAUUGCAAACUUUUCAAGCGCCGUCUCAGAAUUCGGCGAGCACCCGUUCGAGCCGUUUGCCGGCGAAGGAAAGAAGGGCUUAAGUGUAGGCGGUUUGCUCAGCUGCCGGUCCGAAAAAGCGGUUUGUGUGGUGGCCCCCCAACUUGUGCGGUUCGGACCGGAUGUGCAGCGAAGGACUGGGGCGUCAGUUUUUGCGGUCGAGCCGGAUCGUGUUAUGGGUUUGGCGAGGCUGGGGGCUGUGAACCCGGUCCGAGAUGGUGCUGGGUUGCUUGGCCCGCGAUCGGUUCGCAUGAACCGGAUUGUUCAACCGAUUAAUGCGAGGGUUUAUUGAACUGGUUUGGAGCUCGCGAAGUUUCUGUAUUUGUUGUUAUUUGGAUCUUUUUUAAAUAAUUUUGGACUGG
Messenger RNA from Dendrobium catenatum, 1646 nucleotides. Its product is annotated as protein PHYTOCHROME KINASE SUBSTRATE 4-like. The transcript has a single exon. The record is from RefSeq and is a predicted model, not a curated record. Lineage: Eukaryota; Viridiplantae; Streptophyta; Magnoliopsida; Asparagales; Orchidaceae. The coding region runs from base 74 to 1576 and encodes 500 amino acids. Gene Ontology annotation, biological process: phototropism.